Molecule: messenger RNA, 1872 nt
Organism: Aspergillus steynii IBT 23096
Lineage: Eukaryota; Fungi; Ascomycota; Eurotiomycetes; Eurotiales; Aspergillaceae
Product: crossover junction endonuclease MUS81
Exons: 4
Coding region: 58-1803 (581 amino acids)
Biological process (GO): double-strand break repair via break-induced replication; resolution of meiotic recombination intermediates; mitotic intra-S DNA damage checkpoint signaling
Cellular component (GO): nucleus; Holliday junction resolvase complex
Molecular function (GO): 3'-flap endonuclease activity; crossover junction DNA endonuclease activity; DNA binding
Source: RefSeq, a predicted model, not a curated record
GCGCGUCGCAACAGGUCCAGUUUGGUUUCUCUUCACCUCCAGCAGAUCGGUUGAACCAUGAGCGAACCCUGUGCAAAUCCUCUGCUCCUGGGGUGGAUCAAGGAAUGGCUCGACCAAGCCCGGGAGCGCAAUAGCAAAGGCGUCACGGUAUACAAGAAGGCGUACGAGUCGGUGAAAGCGUGUCCGCUCGUCUUCCAGCAUCCGUCCGAAGCGCAGCAGCUGAACGGCCUGGGUCCCAAACUGUGUGACCGGCUAACGGAAAAGUUGAAAGCCCACUGCUCUGAAAAUGGGAUCCCCAUGCCGGAGCAUCCCAAUACUGCGAACAAGAAGCGCGUCUCGGACGGGAACGAGGUCGAUCCCAAACCGGCCAAGAAGCCUCGAAAAGCCAAACCUUAUGUGCCGGCCUUGCGCUCGGGUCCGUACGCGCUGCUGCUGGGUCUUGGGACGCUCGAUGAGAAUUCGAACCAGAGCAUGACGAAAACGCAGCUAAUCGAGACGGCUCAGCCAUAUUGCGACAGCUCGUUUACGACGCCGACAGAUCCGACGAAGUACUUUACUGCGUGGAACUCGAUGAAGACGCUCAUCCAGAAAGACCUUGUUUAUGACCGCGGGCAUCCGUUGAAGAGAUAUGCGCUCACCGAGGAGGGAUGGGAAGUGGCAAAGAGGAUUCAGAAGACGUUGCCUGAGUUCAUCCAAAACACCUUACCCUUUCGGGGUCAAUCGGAACCAUCUGGCUCCCGUCUCAGCGCUGAGCCUCGAGACGCGAGACCAAACCCAGGGCCAUCACGGCAAGACAGCAACGAAGAUCACAUCCACGACGCGAGAGUAAACCUCCCCGAAGACCAAGAAGUCACGCCCAUCACCAUCCCCCCCAGCAGCUUCACCGUCCAGCUGGUCCUGGACAUCCGCGAGGUCCGCACCUCCAAAGACAGAGACUACAUCGCCAACGAGCUCAGCAAGAAAGGCGUGACGCCCGAAGUGCGCGCCCUCGAACUCGGCGACGCCAUGUGGGUUGCGAAAUUCCACGACCCGGCCUACCUCUCGCAGACGCACGGCGAAGAAGGCGACGAGAUCAUGCUCGACUGGAUCGUCGAGCGCAAGCGCCUCGACGACCUCGUCGGCUCCAUCAAAGACGGCCGCUUCCAAGAGCAGAAAUUCCGCCUGCGCCGCUCCGGCUUGAAAAACGUCAUCUACUUGAUCGAGGAAUUCAACAUCUCGCAGGACCCGUCGGCCCUGAAGUAUCAGGAGAUGGUCGCGUCCGCGAUUGCCUCCACGCAGGUCGUCAACGGCUACUUCGUGAAGAAAACGAAGAACCUCGACGAUACGAUCCGCUACCUUGCGCGCAUGACCUUUCUGCUGCAGAAUAUGUUCGCCCCGUCUUCCUCUUCUUCUGACUCCUCUCCCUCACCCUCAAACACUCUCAGCCUCAUCCCUAGCCGCCAGCUCUCCUCCUCCCAAUCCUACCUCAACGCCCUCGAGCACCUUUGCGCCCAAUCCUCCACCACUACCUACGCCGUCACAUUCCCCACCUUCUCGGUGCUGACGUCCAAAUCCGACGUCCUCUCUCUGCGCGACGUCUUUCUUAAAAUGCUCAUGUGCACGCGCGGCGUCACGGGCGACAAGGCGCUCGAGAUCCAGCGCCGCUGGCCAACGCCGCAGGCGUUUGUUCGGGCGUUUGAGAACCUCACACCCAAGGAUCGGGAGGAGAUGGUCUCGGAGCAGAUGAAGAUGCUGGUGGGGAGGAAGAAGAUCGGCAAGGUGUUGAGUAGGAAGAUUGCGGAGGUUUGGGGGGAGGGUGGGUGAUUCUCUUUGGUUUUGGCUUUCUUUCAAAGGAGUAUGGGGGUUUAGGAGGUUAUUGAGCUGGCAUCAAUA